Penicillium manginii is the source of this 1062-nucleotide messenger RNA. RefSeq lists its product as uncharacterized. The record is from RefSeq and is a predicted model, not a curated record. The transcript is spliced from 2 exons. The coding region runs from base 1 to 1062 and encodes 353 amino acids. NCBI's taxonomy places the organism in Eukaryota, Fungi, Ascomycota, Eurotiomycetes, Eurotiales, Aspergillaceae.
AUGGUGUAUUACAUCCGAUUCCUCAAGCCCCCAACAUGGGACAAGAAGAAGAAAGGCAGGGGGUACGAAUACUAUAUAACAUCCUUGAUCACCAUCACCAAUGACCUGGGCAACGAGUUCCUCGCCGAGGAUGUGGAACUAUGCUACACAUGGGUUCGCCAUCCCCAGCUUCAAAUCAAGGCCCAGAAGCUGGAUGAUUGGGAAGCUGGCUCACGCCAACUACCCGUCAUUAUGGGUCCAUUCACGACCAACAUGGUCGGUACUGGCGAGUCCUGUUUCAAGGCGCAAGUUCUCAGAAUUUCGGAAGAUCGACUCAAGACGAAUGGGGCUCCCUUAGUAGUUGCAGCAUUCAGCGCGCCGUUUUCUGUAUCAAAGGGUGCGCCGGCACUGGUUGAGCGCCAGUUCUAUGUUGGCGAUGAGCGAAGUACUCGGUUUAAGGUCUGGGAAGAGACGGGCAAUAGCAUCGCGCGACACCUUUGGGAUGCGGCCCUGGCCUCGAUCAUGUUCCUCAACGAUGUCACCAAGGGUGCUGACGUUGGCAUGCCCGCCCUCACUCAGCUUCUUACCAGCCCUCGAAGCUCGCCACUCCAGGUAAUUGAACUGGGCACUGGUUGCGGAAUGGUGGGUAUCGGGUUGACUACGAUGAUCGAAAACUGCGAAGUGCUCUUGACAGAUAUGCCUGAAGCGGCGGAGAUCGUUCAGCGCAACCUGGACCAAUCCAAGCCGAAGGAGAACUCAGUCGCGAAAUUCCAGACUCUUGACUGGGCUGAGCCGCCAUCAGAACUGUGCGACAAGUCAUUGGACCUGAUCCUGGUCUCCGACUGUACUUAUAAUUCGGACAGCCAGCCAGCCCUGGUUUCCUGUAUGGAGCGACUGGUCCGGACUUCCCCGGACGCAGUGGUUCUAGUAGCUCUGAAGCGUCGACACGAAAGUGAGGCUGUGUUUUUUGAGUUGAUGACAACGGCCGGUUUUGUUCCCCAGCAGGCAAACGUGAAGCUUCCCACCCAACAUGAUGAGUCGGACGAGAUUCAAAUGUACAGCUACCAGCGCCGAGCGGAGUAG